Molecule: messenger RNA, 1372 nt
Organism: Symbiodinium necroappetens
Lineage: Eukaryota; Dinophyceae; Suessiales; Symbiodiniaceae
Source: the annotation of a GenBank genome assembly
GACCAGGGCAGGCGAUCGUCGUCUCCAAGGUUGGGUUCUCGAUGAGCGGAAAGCCUAUCGGCAGCUGCCGAUCCUGCCGCAGCAUCGCAAGUUCAGUGUGAUCUGCCUCAAGGAUCUUGAAGAUGAUCGUCCUAAGUACUUCGUCAUGAUCGGCCAUUCUUUCGUUCUAGUCUCGGCGGUGUACAACUAUAAUCGCCGAUCGGCUGCUUUGAACGAUGUCUUCACUCGUCUGUUCAAGAUGGUGUCGUUCAACUUCUACGACGACAAGUACGGGUUCGAGACAGAGCUCACUACCCGGUCGGCAAAGCUCGUCGCCGAAACGAUCCAUUGGCUCCUUGGCGCGUCGUUCGACCAGAAGAAGCUCCAGCUUUCAUCUCUUCCGGUGGUCUUGGGAGUUACGUUUAACCUUGAGGACUUUCUCCUUGAGAUCAAAGAGGAAAGGAAGGCGGAGCUCGUCGAGUCGAUCGACGCGAUCCUGACAUCAGGUAGCUUGGAUCCAGGGACGGCAGGGAAGCUCAAGGGCAGGCUCAUGUUUGGCGCGAGCCAGCUCUGGGGUAAGGUAGGCCUGCCGUUCUUCCGGCCUAUUUCGGAAAGACAGUACUCGAAGGAUCUGAGUGGCGAUCGCAUGGACCUCAACGAAGCCCUGAAGCGCUCGCUGAUCUGCUGGAGGGGCCUUGUCGUGUGCGGUCCACCUCGGGAGAUCUCCUUGCGUGCUUCGAAGAGGUCCGACAUCGUGAUCUUCACGGACGGUUUCACUCCUGAUCAGAGGAAAGCUGAGUGCGGACCCGAUCGAGUUGGAGCAGUGAUGUUCGAUAGGCGGGGUCUCGCGCCGAAGCAGUUUACGGAGGCGAUCCCUCAUUCGAUUUCUGAGAAGUGGAUCCCUCGGAAGAUCCAGAUCGUACCGAUUGAGAUGAUUGCUCCCAUCUUAGCUCUGGAAACCUUCCGGGGUUUCUGCGUGGAGUGGCUAGGGAUGGAAACUGGGUAUCCCACUUGGAAGCUGGGACUUCUUCUAAAGCGCGCCUUGGUUGGUGGAGUGGCUCCGUUCGCUAGCCCGGACUGGGACCUCGGAGACCCCAACAACCUGGCUACUCUGGUCGGGGUGCGGCUUUGGGUGCCCGACGGCGAGGCGAUGACCACCAAGUUCCCUUCCACGCUAACCCUCAUGGAGCUGGCAGAGGAGCUAUCUGCAAAGAAGUGUGAGCUCCAGCUGCAGUGGAUCCGACGAGACCUGAAUCAGCUAGCGGACGAUCUCACAAACGACAGCUUCGCUGAUAGACCUGGACAGGACAGGGAAGCGCUAGAGUGGCGGGUGAUAGGUCGACUUCUCACCCAUGCAACCCAUCGCUACGAGGUUCUCGAGGAGAGCCCGUAA